Messenger RNA from Colletotrichum godetiae, 2613 nucleotides. Its product is annotated as eukaryotic translation initiation factor 3 subunit 8. Gene Ontology annotation, biological process: translational initiation. The record is from RefSeq and is a predicted model, not a curated record. Gene Ontology annotation, cellular component: eukaryotic translation initiation factor 3 complex. Lineage: Eukaryota; Fungi; Ascomycota; Sordariomycetes; Glomerellales; Glomerellaceae. Gene Ontology annotation, molecular function: translation initiation factor activity; translation initiation factor binding; RNA binding. The transcript has 2 exons. Bases 1 to 2613 code for a protein of 870 amino acids.
AUGUCUCGAUUUUUCCGCGGCGGAGACGACAGCUCCACCGACUCGUCUUCCGACGAGGAGGAGCUUUACUCCGAGGAGGAGGAGGAGGAGGAGCAGCAAGAUCAGGAGGACUCUGAUGAGGAGGAGGAGGAGGAUGACGACUCCGACUCUGAUUCCGACGACAGUGAAGGUGGAAAGAAGGCCGGUGCCUCGCGUUUCCUUCGCGAUGCUUCCUCAGACAGCGAAGACAGCGAAGACGAGGAGCGGGUAAAGGUCAAGAGUGCCAAGGAUAAGCGCAUCGAGGAGCUCGAGGCCACCAUCAAGCUUAUUGAGAACGGCCAAAAGAUUGGUGACUGGGCUUCUAUUUCCACAGAAUUCGACAAGCUCAACCGCCAGGUCACAAAACUCCAAGAUGAUGGCAAGACCCCCAAGGUCUACAUUAAGGCUGUUGUCGAGCUCGAGGAGUACAUGAACGAGGCCAUUGCCAAGCAGAAGGUCACUCCCAAGAACAGCAAGAGGCAGAUGAACGCCACGUCUGCCCGUGGAUUGAACGCCGUCAAGCAAAAGUUGAAGAAGGUCGUCAAGGACUACCAAGCCCAGGUCGAUGCCUACAAGGCCAACAACGAUGCCUUCAUGGAGUCCGAGGAGGAAGAGGAGAAGCCCGCGCCCAAGCCCAAGAAGACUGCCCGCUUCGUCGACACCACCGAGGAGGCUGCCGAGGGCGACGACGACGAGGGCUUCGCCACCGUUGGAAAGGGCGGCCGCACUCUGCAGUUCACCCCCGAGAGCAUCUUCAAGCACCUGAGAAGCAUCAUGGAGACUCGCGGUAAGAAGAACACCGACAAGCAGGAGCAGAUCAAGAUCAUGGAGAAGCUCAACGAGAUCGCCAACACACCCUACCAGAAGAUCCGCGUUCUUCUCACCCUGGUCUCUACUCGCUUCGAUCUCGGUUCCGGCGGUGCCUCCUAUAUGCCCGUCGAGCACUGGAAGGCUGCUGAGAAGGAGCUCAACUCUCUCCUCGAGGUCCUCGAGCAGAACAAGGACUACAUCGUUGUUGAGAACGCCGAGGAGUGGGAUGACGACGAGAAGCCCCCCGCGUUGGAGAAGGGCCAGAAGUACGUCAAGGUUCCUGGAAGCAUCGUUUCCUACGUUGAGCGCCUCGACGACGAGCUCACUCGUUCCCUCCAAAAUAUCGAUCCCCACACCUCCGAGUAUAUCGACCGCCUUACCGAUGAGGGCGCCCUCUACAACACCAUUUUCCGCGGCAUGCUCUACUACGAGUACCUCCGCAAGGAUGCCGAGCUCGAGAUUCCCCAGGAGAGCAUCAACCGUGUUGUCACUCGCCGCCUCGAGCACGUCUACUUCAAGCCCGCUCAGGUUGUCAAGAUCCUCGAGGACAACUGCUGGAAGAACGUCCCCUCUACCGUCGAGUCCGUCAUCACCCCCCGCGACGAGGCCCAGGACGCCAACAACCUCGUCAACGUCCUCUGCAACUACCUCUUCACCAACGCCGAGGGCAUUCUCCGCGCUCGUGCUAUGCUGUGCCAAGUUUACUUCCUUGCCCUGCACGACGAGUACUACAAGGCUCGUGACAUGAUGCUCAUGUCUCACUUGCAAGAGAACAUCCCCAACUUCGACGUCCUCUCUCAAAUCCUCUACAACCGUACCCUUGUCCAGGUCGGUCUCUGUGCUUUCCGCCAGGGUCUCGUCUACGACGCCCAGAACACACUGCAGGAGAUCUGCGGCAGUGGUCGCCAGAAAGAGUUGCUCGCUCAGGGUGUCAUGAUCCAGAGAUACAGCCAGGUUUCACCCGAGCAGGAGAAGCUCGAGAAGCAGCGCCAGCUCCCCUUCCACAUGCACAUUAACCUCGAGCUUCUCGAGUGCGUGUACCUUACCUGCAGCAUGCUCCUGGAGAUUCCCCUCCUGGCGCAGACUGGCUCCUCCCCCGACGUCAAGAAGCGUGUUAUUAGCAAGACCUACCGCCGCAUGCUCGAGUACCACGAGCGCCAGAUCUUCACUGGCCCUCCCGAGAACACGAGAGAUCACGUUAUGCAGGCUUCCAAGGCCUUGGCUGCUGGCGAGUGGAAGAAGUCCACCACCUUUAUCCACAGCAUCAAGAUUUGGGAUCUCAUGCCCAACACCGAGGACAUCAAGACCAUGCUCUCCAAGCAGAUCCAGGAGGAGGGUCUGCGGACAUACCUCUUCACCUACGCUCCCUUCUACGACACCCUGGCCGUGGAGACUCUGAGCAACAUGUUCGAGCUGGACGCCAGCAAGGUCCUCGCGAUUGUCAGCAAGAUGAUCAGCCACGAGGAGCUCGCCGCCUCCCUCGACCAGGUCACAUCGACCGUCAUCUUCCGCAAGGGCGUCGAGCUCAGCCGUCUGCAGAGCCUGGCCCUCACCCUCUCAGACAAGGCCAGCGCGCUCAUCGAGACCAACGAGCGGACACUGGAGCAGCGCACCCAGGGCUCUGCCAACGCGUUCGAGAGACAGGGCGGCCGCGGCGGCCGUGGCGGACGCGGUGGUGCGAGGGGCGGCAACAGAGGAGGCGCGAGAACGGGCGGCAACCCCCAACGGCAGGCCGGCGGUACUCAGUUCACGGGCGGCGCGUUGGGUGCUGCGGUCCGGGGUUGA